AUGUCUUUGGCGGCCAUCAUUCCCCCUCCUCUCUCUCUGUGUGUGCUUUCCGUUGCCGCUUCUCGGGUGAUCGCGCAUCUCACGUUCCUCUGCCGUUCCUCACCGCUGCCCUUCAGUAUCGCUUCUAGGGGGGAGGCGGUCUCUCUUCACCUGUACGCGUGCGUGUGGUUGUGUGGGGCUGAGCGCUUCCGCCCCCUCGUCAAGUACGUACUCAGCAGAUGCGUGUGUGGGCGUGCGAGUGAGCACACACAUACACACCAGCAACGAAAGACCGUUGUGUUCUCCGUCAUGUUCACCUUGCGCAUCGCCGGCGACGUGGACGGCGUGAAGCGCAACAUCGAGGUGUCCUUCCCACACCGCCCGUCUCUUCAGCAAGUGUGCACCGUUGCGGAGACGAUUUUGCCACUGCGAGAGCGGAGUGAUCGCCGGCAGUGGCACCGAACGUGGGCGGCAGCGACGCAGGGUUCGGGAGACGACACCGCUAGCACUGCAGCGUCUUCCAGAACUCCAGCUGAUGCCUGCCCGCGCGCCGCAGCCCCGGCGGUUAUAUAUACUGUUGAGUCACUGGUCUACUUGAACAGGGCCACUCAUGAGUGGGAAGGGCUUUACAGCGCCUCUCAGCUCACGUCGGGGUCACAGGUGUACUGCUUCUCCCCUCUGCAGCACCGCCGGGUGGCCGUGGCCAUGGGGAGAGGCUCAAGCUCUGCCCUGCCCUCCCCGUCUUCUGCAUUUCCUGUACGAGAGGAACACGUGAGUGAGGCCGAGUCGUCAAGCUUGCAGGUCCGUGCGAGUUUACCUCCCGGAACCGGGGUUCAACAGACCCGGGGCGACCUCGAUCGCCCAGGCGUCAUUCCAGAGCCGCAGCAACGCCUUGUCUGGGACUGCGCCAGUGGUGCUCGAGGCGGCGUUUGUCAGAGACGAAAGGGCGUGGAUGGAGACUUCAGCCACGCCGACUCUGCCUCUCCCUUGCCGAUGCAGGCAAGUGCGCGGAACAGCAGCAAUAUGGCUCACGCCAUUGCCGCUGGAUUGCGCCGAAGGCGCGCCUCGCCUACUUUUUCGUCGCGCAGUCGCCGUCUCUCAUCCCUGUCACCCUCCAGCGCUGCUCCGCUCGGUGCCUCAGCGUGGUCAGGCCUUUCACCCACAGCAGGGGCGGCACCUCGAACGGUGGACAGGGCACGCUCGCCGUCUUUUCACUUCACCCCCACUGUCUCCACUCCUCCCCAGCAUGCUGCCGUCGGCCGUGUCCGCUCUACGUCCCUGCCCACCCGCAAAGACUGCAGUAGUCUUGCGGAGGCGCAAUCACAGAAGGCGUCACCAUCGCGGCGGCAUUCGACCUUGUCGAGGCUGCGCGAUGAUGGCUACACUUUUCUCUCGGACUUGCAAGAAGGCUGGUCUUCGUUACUGCUCAGCGGCGAGGGCGGGUGCGGCAACCGCUACGCCCAUCUCGGCGAUCGCCUGGCUUUGCUGUUCGAUGUUUUGGUGCACCUUGACCCUCAGGAGGGUGGCGCAGGGCAGCGGCAGUACAUCCUCUUGAGGGACUUCUAUCUCCUCGCCUCCUGCGUCACUUCCCCUUCCGCCGCUGCCGCUGCUCAUCCUCGCCAAACGUACGCUUCGAUGAGCAUCUAUGGCACAUCCAUCCCGUCGACAGUCAUGGACAUCACGGCAGAGCUGGAUGCACGGCUGCAUUGGACCUGGGACGACGUCGUGCGGCACGCGGACAAGGAUCGUGAUGGCUGCAUCGCAUACGGAGAGUGGAUCUCAUUCGGCAUCGAACACCCAGAGGUGAUUCAGCUGCUAUGCCGCGCUGUUCACGCACUACUCCUGCGCGAGGCAGCCUCGCCAGGCGGUCGUUACGCCGACAGACGCGCCAGCCCAGGUGCGCAGACUCCGCUGUUGGCGCCCUCCGGCCACCUCUUUUCUCACGGGAUCUCCUCCGUGGGGCAUCUGGGAGACCGGACUCGAAACAGCGAUGCCGAGCUCUUCUCAAGCGUCUUGCAAUGCUGGCGUAUGCAUCGAGGCCAGACCAAUGACACCGACAGCGACAGAAGUAGAGUGAUGCGUGCCACGGAAGUGCAUAAACGGCAUGCUAAGCGUUGCGAGGCGUGUCGCGAGCUGCAGGCCGAGCUUUCCGAGGGUUGCCGCGGGAGAGUAUCUGCGCAAGCAAACAUUGCAUUCGCCCUGAGGCACUGA
This is a messenger RNA of Leishmania mexicana MHOM/GT/2001/U1103, 2190 nucleotides long. RefSeq lists its product as hypothetical. The record is from RefSeq and is a predicted model, not a curated record. Bases 1 to 2190 code for a protein of 729 amino acids. Lineage: Eukaryota; Euglenozoa; Kinetoplastea; Trypanosomatida; Trypanosomatidae. The transcript has a single exon.